AUGGGUCUCAUCACCGGCCUCGUCUCAACCGUAGUCCACGCCGCCGCCGGCCGGAACCCCUACGGCCACAACCACAACAACCACCCCCCCGUCACAACCCCCGGCAGUGCUGGCCCCAGUACCGUCGCCGGCCCCCACGAAGGCCACAACCACACGGGACCCGACGGCCAGCCCUGUGGCAUCUGCAAAGUCGCGCUCCCCUUUGGCAAAGGCCGCGAGGCCAAACGCGAGCGCAGAGCCGCGCGCGACGAGCGGAAGGCUGUUGUCUAUGCCAUGAGGGCGCAGCAGCGCGGGGGCAGGAGGGGACGGUACGGGUAUGAUACUGCUGGGUUCAUGGGCGUUGCUGGACCUUAUCAGCAGCAGCAGCAGCAGCAGCAGCAGCAGCAGGGAUAUUUCAACAACAAUGGAAACAACAUUUCCCGUGCUGGCCCGUCAUCUGGGCAGGAGGAGGGCGUUGGGGAGAGGAGGCGGGCUUCUACAGGCGACGAUGUGCCGCCGCCUGCGUAUUCUGCUGCCGGACCUUCGUCUAUGAACAUUGGCGUUGAGGCGAGUCGGAGCGUCGAGGUUUUGGGGAAUGGUGAUGAGAAGGAGCGUCCGGAAAAGGCCUAA
Messenger RNA from Colletotrichum scovillei, 609 nucleotides. RefSeq lists its product as uncharacterized. The transcript has a single exon. Bases 1 to 609 code for a protein of 202 amino acids. NCBI's taxonomy places the organism in Eukaryota, Fungi, Ascomycota, Sordariomycetes, Glomerellales, Glomerellaceae. The record is from RefSeq and is a predicted model, not a curated record.